AUAGAUUUUCGCUACAGUGAACAAGGCGAGAAAAGAGAAACCACGCUCCCCGUCUUCUUCUUCAUUUUGCUGCAAAUCGGUUCUUCGAUUUCUGAGCUUAGGGCUUUAUCGGCGAGUUUUCCGAUACACAUUGCUGCUCCUUGUUUUGGAAAAAGAGGGCGAUCGGCAUUCCGUUUUCGGCGGAGGUGGAGUGAACAGUGGAAGAAGGAAGAAAUGGAUGAGGAAAUGGAGGUUGAGCCGGUUGUGUUUGAGGCUUAUGAAGUUGACAUUGAGUAUGAGUUUGAUGCGGCUAGGUAUUUUGAUUUCACUCGCGAGGAGAGUUUUGAUGAGGCUUUUCAAGCUGAGCUUUGGUUCGAGUCUGCUGGAAGCUACCCUCCUUCUCCGUUCGUAGCGAAACUGUUUUUGAGGGAAGAGUGUCUUCUUGCUAUUGAAAAUGCUUCUAAAAAAUCUGAGGGUCAGAAUAACAUAAUUGGUUCGCUUAAUGGUGCCAGUCAGGAAGCUGGUUCAGUACGCGAGAAUGACCGAGAUUGCCAAGGAUCAAAUAGAGGAAUCUUCACCAAUUUACGAGAUGGAGAUGUACAAAAACUUCAUAAUCAACAUCUCCAAUUUACAUCAGGAUCUACAUCAUACAAUCAUCCAUCCCUGAACAAACCCAAAGUUAAAGCCUCAUCUUGUGUCAAGCCAUCUAAACCCCGGAGCACUACUCUGAUGAAAUCAACAGCAAGCCACUUAGCGAGACAAAACUUCCCUGCUCAACAUCCUGAUAUCAAGUUGCAGAGAGUAGUUAAAAACAAUGAGACAAGUGUCUGUGGUUCUGUUAUUGAAAGUCAGGCUAUCAAGAAGCAGAAGCUGGAUGGUGGUCACUCGCAUAAGGUGAAUGAAAUAAAACAGCAGACUAAUUUAGUCCACAAGCUUCCCAAAAAGGAUGGAGUUGCUGAUAAAACUACUAAAAAUGUCAAGCUGAAGAUUACAAUUCCUAGGCAGCCUGACCUUGAAACAGCACAAAGGGCACAUAGAAUAAGACUGAAAAGUAGGAUGGAAGAAGAUUACGAGACAACUACUCGAAGAUUUAGAGCCCGUCCAUUAAACAGAAAAAUUUUAGAGGGGCCAUCACUUCCGCUCUUAAAGAAAAGCACUCCCAAAUUGCCUGAGUUUCAAGAAUUUCACUUGAGGACGUUGGAGAGGGCCAUGCAAAAUACUUCUGCUGUUUCAUCUUCAGCCUUUCAUCAUGAUUAUUCUGAAAUUACAGUCACUAGAAACUUGGAGUCAAGAAGAUCAAAUGCCAUUGAUGAUCAAAAGCAUGAUGAGUAUCAUAUAAUGCAGAAUUUCAAGGCUUGCCCUCUUAAUAGAAAGAUAUUUUCAAGUAAAGGCGAAAUGGGCGUUUUUAGAAAUAGCAAGCAAGAAACCACAAUACCAAUGGAAUUUAAAUUCCAUCGCGAGAAGAGAAUUUUGCAACCACCAACAGAACUUUUCACCAAGCUUUCGCUAACAUCUCAAUUCCAUUCAAAUAAUGGACCCUUGACAAAAGUUCCUUCCCGUCCAUCCAUACCUUUGAAGAGCUCAAAGGAAAAUAAUUUGGUGUUGUUUCAACCAGAACGUAAGAUAACUCAAUUGGUGAAAGAAUCACCUCCAUUUGCGGGAAAACAUAUUUAUUUGGAAAAUAAUGGAUGCAUAUCUGAUUCCUGCAACAGCCAGUUGACCGUGAGGAACAUGGGAAUUCGCUAAGCAUUCAGAACUCUGUAAGAAUGGUUUCUUUCUGCCAGGGCAUCUGAUUUUGGUUUCAGCCUUUAAAUAGAAACCAUUAACAUGAUGUUGAUAACAACAGUACAGGAGAGGUUCUCAAGCUAUUUUUUCUUCGUAGAAAUCGAUUUGAAGUCCAUAGAAUACAGGAAAGGAUGUCAUUUUCUAGAUUUAUCUAUCCAACUCUUUAUGUUCCCCCAACUUGUAUCCAAAUCCAAAUAAGCCUGCAAGUUUGCCGGAUAUGUACAGCAAUCAUUG
Messenger RNA from Cucurbita moschata (crookneck pumpkin), 1998 nucleotides. RefSeq names its product protein TPX2-like. The record is from RefSeq and is a predicted model, not a curated record. Gene Ontology annotation, cellular component: mitotic spindle; nuclear microtubule. The transcript is spliced from 17 exons. Gene Ontology annotation, biological process: mitotic spindle assembly; activation of protein kinase activity; regulation of mitotic spindle organization. Bases 214 to 1725 code for a protein of 503 amino acids. Gene Ontology annotation, molecular function: protein kinase activator activity; microtubule binding. NCBI's taxonomy places the organism in Eukaryota, Viridiplantae, Streptophyta, Magnoliopsida, Cucurbitales, Cucurbitaceae.